Messenger RNA from Closterium sp. NIES-67, 925 nucleotides. The record is from the annotation of a GenBank genome assembly. NCBI's taxonomy places the organism in Eukaryota, Viridiplantae, Streptophyta, Zygnematophyceae, Desmidiales, Closteriaceae.
GAGUUUCGAAACUGGCGCAAACAGAACUGGCGACAACGGUGACGGAACCCAGUUCCGGAAUUGGGCCCACGAAACCGUAGGCUACACGCCCUAAGUCUCCCCAUCAACCAAAGAGGCAGCAUGGCAGGAAAGAGCGAAGGCCGUUCGCAUUCUGCUACUGCUGAGCCGCCUACACGUUGCUUCGCAUCGACCUCGACGGCCGCUGCAAUUUCCUCCUCGAGCCGCGCGGCCGCGGCAGACUGCGCAUCGUCAAAAGCUUUAGAUGCCUUUUCCGCUACGGCGCGCAACCGCGCUGCUUCCUCCUCCUGGGUCUCCUUGGACGCGGGGGCGGCCCUACCAGCGUGGGCGGAAUGAGCGGGGAGCACAAGGAAGAGCAGCGCCUGUGAAAGCAAUCUUGCUCCGCUGGUCGCCAUGGUUAUCUCGACGGUAGUAGUACGGUCAGCGCUGCUGCUGUGCACGCAGAUGUUCGAAUUCGCCCUGCUGCCGCGCUCAGAACCCGGGAUAUGUGGGAAGGGAAGGAAUGGAGGAAAUUCUGUGUGGAAUCGAAUUGCUUUGCUGUGAAAUGGUGAUAAGGGGAAAGUUGCCUGAUGCGUGGACGAGUUGGCUGAUGCCGAGUUCGUGUGGUCAUCGGGGGAGGAUGGGGGGGGUGGAGAGAGGGGGGAGAAGCGGAUCAGGCUCAGGCGCAGCUGGAUUGAAGAGCACAGCAGGGAGGAGUGACGACCAACGCUUGAAAUGUGUCCGUCCGACCACAACUGCUGUGUUUUCUCUGCGGGAAAGUCGAGUUCUUUCAUCGUGUCCAACUUGGCGGACUUGCCUGACACUAGUUCGAGUUUGGGCUGAUAUUUAUGAAGUUCCUGGUAAAGAGGGGAAGCUUUUUGCUGUACAGUUGCGAUUGUGCACAAACUUUCGCGGAAACCAUACCUCG